This is a messenger RNA of Geosmithia morbida, 381 nucleotides long. RefSeq names its product thioredoxin 1. Bases 1 to 381 code for a protein of 126 amino acids. The transcript has a single exon. Lineage: Eukaryota; Fungi; Ascomycota; Sordariomycetes; Hypocreales; Bionectriaceae. The record is from RefSeq and is a predicted model, not a curated record.
AUGUCCGACGACAAAAUCCACCACAUCACCUCCUCCGCGGAAUUGUCCGCCCUCUUCUCCUCAAACACGUAUGUCGCCGUCGACUUCUUCGCAGACUGGUGCUCCCCUUGCCGUGCCAUCGCUCCUGUAUUCGCCCAGUUGGCCGCCCGCCACUCCGUCGAUGGCCAGCUAGCCUUUGCCAAGGUCAACGUCGACCACGUCCGCGACGUAGCCGCCCAGCACCGCGUUACUGCCAUGCCCACCUUCCUCUUCUUCAAGGAGGGUCGUCAGGUCGCUGUCAACGGACAGGCUGCCAUCCAGGGUGCUGAUCCGAGAACCCUGGGUGCUGCGGCGGAAAAGCUCGGUGGUCUGGCACAGAAGCGUGCCGCCGAGGCAAAAUAG